GUAGCCCCUGUGACGCAAUCCGCUGGGUGCUAGGCCACUGUUUGCUGGGCUUACUCUUUGCAACCGCAUAGACGGAUGCUGAAGCAUUGGCAGAGUCGAGCGUACCCACUCUAUCCACGCGCUGUGGCUGGUAGAGUGUCGUCGUUUCUUCUGUUUCGCCUGGGGUAUCUCACCAGGCGGUGGGGUACAGUUGGGACUCAACUGGACCAUUCCCAUCACAUAUAAUACGCCGAUGGUAUCCUGCUUAUCAGCGCGAGGAGAUGCUGGGGGAUCAAUCGCACUCGCUGUAUUCCUACAACACUAGAAAGUACCUGCCUGGGUCUUCCAAAAUACACAGACUUUGCCAAUGCCAUCAGGCGAGCUGGCGUCGUCUCAGCUUGCCGCAGCCAGACACACACAAGCAAAGCCAAGCCGCAAACGCGGAUUAUGUUUCGACACGGGCCAAGGCUCGCGCCACGGAGCGCCUUGUCAAUAGGACGGAUUGCUUGGAGCCUAGCCACGUAAGCGUGGGACCUCUGGAUCUGCCGUCUUAUCGUCAAGCUCCACUACAGCUGGGCAGUCUUGUUUGCUACGACGCGCGAGACGGUGUACAAGGACACAAGGCGCCAGUCACACCGACUUGCAGACGGAUUUGUACAGUUGACUGGCCAAGUUGGCGACGAUGCGGGUAGAGCUUGGUGCGAAUGAUCAGCCCGAAUUUUGAGGUCCCAUACAGAUAAGGUUAAAGACAGUUAAGCAUAAAAUCUGACCCGCUGUUUCGCUUAGCGGACCAGUCGGUGCCGGCACAGCAAGCCACGAGACGCCACAUGCUUGAUUGAGCAGCGCUUUCGUAAGUUUUCACGUCGGCCAAGUAAUGCCAAGCCCUGGCAUGUUGUCCUGAUCUCAGCGCUGAACGGAAUCAUCGCUAGCUAAUGCUGAGUCUGGGUCUGACUCCGACACUCCUAUCCACUCAAUCAACCCUCGCUGCGCUGCAGUGCAGUGUUGUUGCAGCCAGCCCUUGUCCCUCAGGU
Molecule: messenger RNA, 1010 nt
Organism: Periconia digitata
Lineage: Eukaryota; Fungi; Ascomycota; Dothideomycetes; Pleosporales; Periconiaceae
Source: the annotation of a GenBank genome assembly